Cuscuta epithymum is the source of this 758-nucleotide messenger RNA. The record is from the annotation of a GenBank genome assembly. NCBI's taxonomy places the organism in Eukaryota, Viridiplantae, Streptophyta, Magnoliopsida, Solanales, Convolvulaceae.
UUAGGAUGGGGUUCUGGAUAUUCGGAUACGGGUCAUUGGUUUGGAAUCCCGGGUUUGAAUACGAUGAGAAGAAGAUUGGGUACAUCAGGGAUUACAUGCGGGUUUUCGAUCUAGCUUGCAUUGAUCACCGAGGUAUGCCUCAAAACCCUGCUAGAACUUGCACCUUGGAGAAAAGUGAGGGAGCCAUCUGUUGGGGUGCUGCCUAUUGUGUUCGAGGAGGGGCAGAGAAGGAAAAGAAGGCUAUGGAGUAUUUGGAGCGAAGAGAAUGUGAAUAUGAUCACAAAUCUUCAAUGGACUUUUUCACGGAACAAGACCCUGUUUAUCCUGCUAUAACUGGAGUUUUGGUGUUAAUGUCCACUCCAGACAAAGUGAAUAACAAGUACUACCUGGGACCUGCUCCAGUAGAAGUAAUGGCAAAACAAAUAGCUACUGCUUUUGGUCCUUGCGGGAACAACAGGGAGUAUAUAUAUUUUCAAAAUGGAGAAAGCCUUGCAUGAUAUUGUCAUAUUGGGCAUGAGGAUAAGUACAUAGUUGAACUUGCAAAUGAAGUGAGGAAAGCCCUUGGGAUGGUGGGAGUUUCAGGUCUUCUAAAGGAAAAGAAGAUGUUAAGCAUUGGCAGCUGCAGCAACAUUCAUCCGCCCCUUCAACUCAACAAGUCACUACACUUAUCCCCCCUUCAAAUCCGUCCCUUACCAGAAGUUGUUGUUCCCUCAGCUGCAUCCAUUGCCACGGAUACAUGAUGAGUUGCUGAAACCAAG